Schistosoma bovis is the source of this 1330-nucleotide messenger RNA. Lineage: Eukaryota; Metazoa; Platyhelminthes; Trematoda; Strigeidida; Schistosomatidae. The record is from the annotation of a GenBank genome assembly.
CUUAUCUAAACAAACCAUAGUGAUAAACUGGAAAUAAUAAUGAGAAAUAGACAUAUACUACUAAUAUUACUAACAUGACUACUAUUGCCAUUAUUUACAUAAAUGAUUAAACGAUUUUGAUUGGUCAAUUAAAUUUAUCAUGAUUAACCAAUAGGAUUAAAGGAACAAGAAAUGAAUUAAUACUAAUAAUAAUGAUCAUGUUCAUAUUGAAUUAUUUGAUCUGGAUCAAAAUUCAUUCAUAGAUCUCAUAAUGAAUAGAUCGAUACCAUUGAAAUCAAUGAAAGAAACUGAAUUAUUUGAUAUAACAAAUCAAUUAAAAUUAUGGGCAAUUAAUAUGUAUCAUUUAACAGCAACAAAAGAUCAAAAGAAAUAUGAUCCAAUUGAAUUAAUAUUACGUAUAAUAUGGGAUGAUAUACAUGUGAAUAAUGAGAAACCAGAAUAUUAUGAUAAUAAUCGAAUAAAAUUACCUAAAUCUAAUAUAUUAUUCUCUACAACAUUUAAAAAUAAUACAGAUUCUGAACAAGAAUAUAAUUUUCAUACAGAACGUUGUACUAGAUCAAUCAUUGAAAUUGAAAUACAAAAAGGUGUGAUAUUAACAAAAGAAUUAUCAUUGAAAUUAGCGUUACCUAAUUCAAUUAUGGAAGCAAAUGCUGGAUUUAAACAUGAAAUUUCAAUUGGAUCAUCAACAAGACAAUCAACUGAAGAAGAACUUGCAUGGGGUGUAGAUACACGUAUUACAGUACCACCAAGACAUUCUGCUUUCGCUGAAGUAAAAAUUGAAGAAGAAGAAAUGAAUUGUUGUUUUCGUUUAAAAACAUCAAUGUAUGGACGAAUACGAAUAUUAUUCUUAGAUCCAAUACAUGAUAAUACAUUAAUUAAAUAUCUUGAAGGUGACUUCGGUACAAUUAUACAAGAAUCAUUAAAAUCUGAUCGUUUUAAACAAAAUAAUCAUGAACAAAAUUCUUAUUUAUGGACUGAAUCAAUGGCAAAUUCAAAUCAACGUAUAUUUUAUAUAGAAACAUGUGGAAAAUGUAAAUUUCGUUUUGGUGUACAUCAAUUUGUUGAAGUUAAUCAAAAAGUACAUUUAGAAAAUAAUUAUAAUAAUAAUAACUGAUAGUUGCUAUGGCAACUAUCAGUUUAAACAAUAUAUUAUAGGAUACUAUUAUUUUGAUCAAAGAAAAACAAAAAUUGAAUUCAAGUGCAUUUCAAAUGAUCCUUUUAACAAUCUAUUUGAUCCCAUAUGUAUAAAGAUCAUUGAUAUUUUUAUUCAUGUGUUCAUUUUCCUUUACAAUUUAAUAUAGUUUGUUUAUUUAUUUAUUUAAACACAUAA